Molecule: messenger RNA, 1585 nt
Organism: Adelges cooleyi (spruce gall adelgid)
Lineage: Eukaryota; Metazoa; Arthropoda; Insecta; Hemiptera; Adelgidae
Exons: 2
Coding region: 223-867 (214 amino acids)
Source: RefSeq, a predicted model, not a curated record
CAUGAACAAUUGACGGCGGUAUAGGCCAAGUGCUCCCCAAUGAUAACGCACGUGAGAGCAUCUUAUUAUCAUUCUUGUUAUUAUAAUCCACCUUCGUCGACGACCGCUUGUUUCUGAACACCGUCCUUAGCCGCCGCCGCCACCGCAGUGUCUGGACUUAUACGCCGACGCCACAUUUUACACAGAGCCUCGUGCACCGUUCAGCCGAAUCCAGGUCGGUCAAUGGUUAUCAUGGAUCUCACGUGCUUGAUGGUGGCCAUGUUCGUCGUAUCUCCGUGCUUAUCGUUGCCGGCCCCGGGACUAACCUCGACAGUCAAGCCGUCGCCCGACGGUAAGAAAGCCCGAUCGCUGUUCGACCAGUCGCCCUACCUGGACGGCGAGUACAACGCGCUGCAGUACAGCGAUGACGAAGACGACGGGUCGUAUCGGCCUAUCGGCGGACUGGACGAAGACGAGGAACUGUUGUCCGGCCGAGCGCGGCCCGUCAAGCCCGACUCGCCCGUGUACUUUAUCCGGUUACCGCCGCAGCCGUACAUGUACGUGCCCGGUUACGGCUACGUCAGCCAGCCGACCAGGCUGGAACCGCCGCCGUUCAUGCAACGGCCCACGUCGCCGUUCCUCAACCUGCCGCUGGAAUACAUGUCCAACGCCAAGCCCGUCGGCGUGUAUACGUUACCGCAGCAGGCCCGGCCCAAACCGCAGCGACGGCCGCAACCGGCGAUCCAGUCGCAGCCCCAGCACCAGUCCAACGUGUACAAUCUCAACAAAGGCCCGUACGAGUUCAACGGCAGGCCCACCGACGUGUUUUUGUUGCAGAACGCCUACGACAACCUGUACUCCGAAGUGUUGCAGAACAUUUACCCGUAAUAAAAAUGUGACAAACGUACAAGUGUGAUUCCGUUCAACGCUUGUAAACAUUCAAAUCAAAACUAAAUCCACACGAUUAUAAUAUCUAUAAUAAUACUUUAUUAUUAUAUAGAUACAUCUACUUAAAACGCGGCUUACUUUAUUUAAUUUUUUUUUUAUAUUUAUUAAUUUAUUUAAUGUUGUUAUUGUUAAUUUUAUUUAUAAAUAUAUUUUUUUUUAAUUUGUAAUUUUAUAUUAAAAGAAAAAAUUGAAUUAUUUGCAAAAAUUAUUUAUUACAAAAAAAAAAUCCUAAUCUUAUAAGUAUGCAAACAAAUUUAUGGAUUUAUAGGUCAUCCAAUGAGGAAAAUACAGCUUAAACAUUUUAAAUAUGUGCCUAGUAUUUAGUAAACAAUACAAUACUUACGAAACGUAAAUUAUGUUUUUUUGCUAAUGACAAUAGAAAAAAAGCACUUACACGACUUCAGUUAAUUAAUAAUGUAUUAGUUUAGUUUGAAUUUUUAACACGCUUAUAUUAUUAGUUUAUAUCAUAUUAGUUUAGACUUUAGUUACAAGCUAAGAUUAACUUAAAUGAAUUAAUUUGAGUAUUGUAAAGAAAACAAUGUCUUUUAUUUGUUCUAUUGGCAUCAUCUCUGUCCGUGGCCACCUUAUACAGUAAGCAUACUUUUUACUGCAAUGACGUACCAGUAAAUUAACAAAAACUAUAAUAUAAAUACUUUUA